AUGCACUCGGCCUCAUCGCACGUGGCACGUUUGUCUCAUCCUCUGCAUAACAAGCUCACCUCUAACAUCGACCCAUCACAGUUUCGCUCUCCGUCACACGGGGGAAACCUCAACCGCUCGGCGUCUCUGAGCUGCACUGAGCGCGCUCCAGAAAGCGGCUCGGUCGGCGGGAGCAUCACUCAGAUCCCGGGAACGCCAUUCCAGUACAUCCCAGACUUCUGCGUACGAGCUCUCACAGACCUGCAGUUUGUCAAGAUCACUCGUGCUCAGUACCAGAACGGCGUCCUGGCAUCCAGGCUGGACAGCACGCCGCAGUCUCCAGAGGGCAGUCACACUCGCCUGGACACGUCUGUGUCUUUGCCUCCCGUGACGCCGCCGGGGACCCGCGUUCCACUGCCGCUGGCCACGCCUCCUGUAAAGCGCCCGCCGUCUAACGCUCAGCCGCCGCCGAGCAGCCGCGCCGCUCUGCCCCAGACAACCUCGUCCUCCAGCCGCAGACCCAGCCAGUGUCUGCCGCAGGCAACUCCGCCUCCGAGCAACCACACCCCCUUCACCCAGCCCCCUCCGGGCUCCAUGGGCACAACGGCGUCCACCUUUAAGACCCACCCGACGCUGCCCUCCUCCAAGCAGUCGCCGCCCUCUGCAGGUCCGGAGAACGGGCCGGGGGAGGCCGCCGCCCUGCUCAUAGAGCAGCAGAACUGCGUGGGCCCCCGAAGACCAAGCAACACCCAGGCCCCCCCCCACCCACAGACGGAGCUUUUUCUGGAGCUUCACCUCGACGUGAAGAGUCGACCAAACCGGAUCUUUAGUUGUUACACUGCGCUCGCUGACGCGAAGCGACGGACUGAUGUCAGAACUCCUCUGUGGAAGGUGGGCCUCUUAUUUUUAUUUAUUUCCACUCAGUUAUUGAACGUCAAAGCGCACAAAUGUGGGUUCACGUGGUGGCAUGAAGACAAAAUAAUCCAGAGCGACGAGUGUUUUAUCAUCUGAUGUCCAAGUUUAACACUUU
Molecule: messenger RNA, 1009 nt
Organism: Plectropomus leopardus (leopard coralgrouper)
Lineage: Eukaryota; Metazoa; Chordata; Actinopteri; Perciformes; Serranidae
Source: RefSeq, a predicted model, not a curated record